This is a messenger RNA of Elaeis guineensis (African oil palm), 708 nucleotides long. RefSeq names its product Bowman-Birk type trypsin inhibitor. The record is from RefSeq and is a predicted model, not a curated record. Gene Ontology annotation, cellular component: extracellular region. Lineage: Eukaryota; Viridiplantae; Streptophyta; Magnoliopsida; Arecales; Arecaceae. Gene Ontology annotation, molecular function: serine-type endopeptidase inhibitor activity.
GGUCGUCCUUAAGAUAAAUACAACGGAUGCGGUGAGGUGAUGGCGCGGAGAGCAUUGAGAUGAAACGUAGAAGAGGCAGCGGAAAGAGAAGCCCUUCGGUUUCUUUGGCGAUUAUCUUCAUGAUGGCUGCAUACUACUUCACCACCCUCUCCUUCGCCCAACCCCAUCUCAAUUCCCAGCUUCCAACCAACAAUGGUUAUGAAGGUGAGAGCAGUAGAAAGCCAUGGCCUUGCUGCAAUAGGUGCGGUGGGUGCACCAGGUCCAUCCCGCCGGAAUGCCAGUGCUGGGAUCUCACCAGGGCCUGCCAUCCCCUGUGCAAAGAAUGCGUUCGAUCACCACUUAGCGUCGAGCCACCCCUCUACCAGUGCAUGGACCGCAUCGCCGGCUACUGCAAGAUCCCAUGCAAGUCGCCGCCGAGAAGCUAUUUGCGAUGACCAAUGCGUUGUUGCUUUGUUUUAAUUUCUGAUCGUUUGAUCCAUUUGAUGUCUUCAAUUAACGAAAAUUUGCUAAUGCUUUCUUGGAGGAGGGUUGUACUCAUCAAGGUUUGGUUGCUUGGACUAAAGAUGAUUCGGUGUCCGGGUUGGGUGGGUGGAUGAAAGCUUUCAAAGAGCAGAGUCGUUGCCAACCUAUGUUGACAACGAAGUAAAUAAAUAAAUAAAAGGGUAUUUGCUUAGAGGAAUAAAGGUACUGUCACUUUGAUCGGCUUUA